Ruditapes philippinarum (Manila clam) is the source of this 1013-nucleotide messenger RNA. RefSeq names its product serine/threonine-protein kinase N2-like. NCBI's taxonomy places the organism in Eukaryota, Metazoa, Mollusca, Bivalvia, Venerida, Veneridae. Gene Ontology annotation, molecular function: ATP binding; protein serine/threonine kinase activity. The record is from RefSeq and is a predicted model, not a curated record. Gene Ontology annotation, biological process: protein phosphorylation.
CGGUCAAGCUGUCAAUAUGUCAGAGUUUCGACCCAUUAGUGUUCUUGGUCGUGGCCAUUUUGGAAAGGUCAUAUUAUCUGAGUAUAAAAAUACAGGGGAAUAUUUUGCCUUAAAAGCAUUAAAGAAAGGGGAGAUAAUUGCGAGAGAUGAAGUGGAAAGUCUUAUGUCAGAGAAGAGAAUUUUUGAAGUGAUUAAUGCCAUGAGACAUCCAUACCUCGUGAAUUUGUUUGCUUGCUUCCAAACUCAGGAGCAUGUAAUAUUUGUGAUGGAGCUAUUUCCCUGUGGGGAGAUUUGGAUGAUGAGCAUAUACACAAUACGAUUUACUGAACCCCGACAUUUUUUUUCGGGUUUUAUGAUAUUAGGCUUUUUACACCUCAUGAACAAUGCAUCUGUUUACAGAGAUUUAAAGUUGGAUAACUUACUGCUAGAUUCAGAAGGUUAUCUUAAAAUUGCUGAUUUUUUGUAAAAAAGGAAUGGAUUUUUUUUUCCCGGGAAUUUUUUGCCCCGGAAUUUGACAGAACCAUAUAACUGAGCAGUUUAUUGGGGGGUCUGGUUUACUUAUUUUGAAAUGCUUUUUGGAAGGUCACCAUUCCCUGGUGAUGAUGAGGAAGAAGUGUUUGAUAGUAUAGUAAAUGAGGAGGUGAAAUAUCCACGAUUCUUAUCCACAGAGGCCAUAGCUAUAAUGAGGAGGUUGUUACGUCGUAACCCUGAUAGAAGAUUAGGAUCCAGUGAGAGAGAUGCUGAAGAUGUUAAGAAACAAGCUUUCUUUAGGAAUCUCGAUUGGAAUCAGUUGUUAAUGAGGAAAGUAAAGCCACCAUUUGUUCCCACUGUAGGUCAUUCAGAGGAUGUCAGUAACUUUGAUGAUGAGUUUACUCAGGAAAAAGCUAUAUUAACACCAGCUAAAGAUAGACGAAGUUUGAAUCUGGAAGAUCAAGAACUGUUCCGUGACUUUAAUUACAUUGCGGACUGGUGCUAGCCCAUGGAAUAAAAUUUUGUUUUUGAGAUAUCAAAAA